CUUCGGGCAAUCCGCCUUUCCAUAUGUAUACAGUCGCAACAUAUUUCACUUCUUAUCCAUACCAACCUUCAACGGGCCACCUCACUGUACCGGUCAUCACCUCCACUCCGUUUAACACACUUUCACCUCCACUGUGUGUGCUCCGAAUGUAAAUGGCGAGCGUCGUUCCUCCGCCGCCUCUUUCCUCCCAUGCCCCCGCCGGAAUCAACGCGGAAGACUUGACUCGUAUCGACAUCAACCACCUGUCGCAAUCGGAAUUGCAAGCCCUUUCUCUCUGCUCCAUCUCCGCAUGCCUCAGCGACGACGUCGUUUCACCGCAGCUCGACCGAUCGGUGUUCAACGAGUCCGCCGGCAACCGCCGCCAGACCUACUCCCGCCUCCACCACCGCUCCCAUUCGCGGCUCCCUCGCCUCCACCCCUCCCCUCAGCCCCACAGCUUUCCCCUGCCUUCCUCCGAUCCCGUCAGUAACUCAAUUGUCCACUUUCUCAAACACUUUCUCAAGGGCGACCACAAUCCCCCGCCCCCGCCGCAGGAUUCGCCCAAAGCCGCGGCGGCAGAGCUAGGGUUUCUAGGGUUACAGGAGAAUGUGAAAUUUAAGCGAAAAAGGGCGAGGAGAGGGAGGAAUUUGAGUAAGCCGAUGGUUUUGGGGAAUGGGGUUGGGAUGGAGCUGCAGCGAGUGAAUGGGAAAGGUGAGAUGGUGGAUUUUGCCGAAUUGGAGAAGAAGGGGGAUGAGUUGUACGGCGAUGAGCUGAAGCGGAGGACGGCGGGGUUGGAGACUGAGGAGGCUAUUUUGGGGGUUUUGAGGGAUUUGGAGGGAGAGUGGUGUAGCAGGAGGAAGAAGAGGAAGUAUGUCGACGCCAGCGCCUUCGGAGAUGCACUUCCGGUUGGUUGGAAGCUCUUGCUUGGCCUCAGAAGGCGCGGUUACCGGGUUUCUGUGUAUUGCCGGAGAUACAUAAGCCCCACUGGACAACAAUUUCUGUCAUGCAUAGAGGCUGCAUCCUUUUUGAGAUCCUAUUUCAGCAGUAAAGAUGCCGAUCAGCAAAGGGAUCAAAAGACUUCUAGUCUCCAGCAAGCUUAUGCCUUGUCUUCUGAAAUGAGUGCGUGUAUAGCUGGCAAGACGGAUGAUAUGCCGCAUGCCAUUGUAGCCCAUUCAGCACCGGCUAUAAACUCAUCCAGUGCACAUGAGAAUGAGGAUUCUAUGAUGGGAAUAGAGAAUCUCCCAGAAGUUCAAGUUAGGGACAUCUUUGAAUGUUUCAAAUGUAAACUGACGUUUGACGAGAAGAAUGUUUAUUUGCAGCAUCUGUUUUCGUUCCACCAGAAGACCACUAAAAGAUACAAACUUGGGACACCUGUUGGAGAGGGUGUGAUAAUCAAAGAUGGAAAAUAUGAAUGCCAGUUCUGCCACAAGGUUUUUCAGGAAAGGCGUAGCUAUAAUGGUCAUGUAGGUAGUCAUGUCAGGAACACUGGAAAAAGCUCUGGUAAACUAGGUGCUCCAGUUGAUGCCCCCAUAAAUGCUGAAUCUGCAUCGCUGGAUGGAGAAAGGUCAUCGAAGAUGGAUGCUUUGGUUGAAAUUGCUCAUAGUUCUAUUUUUGAAACUUCAACUAAUGUAAAUGUUGAAGAAACCACAGCAAAUCAGUCUGCUGUAGUUUUGAGAGUAGAAGAAGCUCAGGCAGCCUCCAGUUAUCCUGAAGGAAAAUUAACUUCCGAUCAUGUUAAAAUUCACGCAGAGGAUUGCAGUGCUGACAAAACUCUUCUUGAAGACUUGGAUCAUGGUAGCCAAUCCUUGAUAAAAGACAAUUGCAUCCCGAAUGAUGGCAAAUCUAAUAAUGUGACCAUAAAGACGGAUACCACUUGCAUAAGUGACUCUGGGGCUGCUAGGUCAUGUGAGAUUCAGAAGUGUGAAAACAGUAGCUUGGAAGUGAAUCAUGAAAAUAGAUCCUUGCAGCCUAGUGAAGAUCAUCUACAAGAUGCACCUGAGCUUACUGUUGAAGAGAUUAUGUUUGAAGGUGGAGUUUCUUCGGGUCCCUUGGGUCAGUCAUUUCAGUUCUUCCCACCCUUUGAUUCCAUGUCAAAUAAGGGUGAACACGAAUUUUCUGUGGUUGAUCAAAAGCUUGAGAAUGUUACUGGGUUUGAAGAGCUCGGGUUUGAUGAUAUGGAGCCAUUCAAGUAUGGUUUUGAGAAUGAGCAAGAGUUGUCCCUUUUGCCAGGGGGCUCCAUCAAUCUGGAUAGUAACAACGGGAUGGAAGAUGAAUUUAAUACUUCAGUUGGAUUUGGUCAAGAGGAAAUUAUGCUGAAUACUCUGCACACAAACCAGCUAACUGUGUGUGUUUGGUGCAGAGCAGAGUUCAAACUUGAGGGUUUUGAAUCAGAAACUCUAUCAGAUUCUAUAGGUUAUAUGUGUCCAACGUGCAAGGCCAAAAUAUCUGGACACUUUGAUGGCGGUCUCUCAAUGGAUUCUCAUAAUUUCUGACUUUUGGGCAACAUCACAGCUGCUAUUGUGGUCACAGUCCUAUUGAGGAGAGAAGUUCCAAAUGGUAUUGUUGAGGAGCUGAUCUUAUUCCGUUGUUGCAGUAUAUAUGAGACUAACUCGACCAUGCCACCGGAGGUAAAUUCUCAUUGCUAACUCUUAACUACUUUUGCUCCUACUACCCAUGGAUGCUUAAGUUGUUUAAACAUGAAGCUGAAACCCUAUCAUAGCUAGUAUUAUGUCUAUCGAUCUCUCUCCACCGUACAUCUAUAUGGUAGCCCGAGUUCCUUUAAGAUAUUAGGGGAUACCAUGCUAGUACUUGUAUGUGUCUCCCAUUGUAAUAAACUAUAAAUGUGUGUGUAUAUGUAUGUCAAUAAGAAGCGGGCUAUAUCGUUUCUGGCCCCACCAGUUUUAUUA
This is a messenger RNA of Salvia splendens (bonfire salvia), 2885 nucleotides long. RefSeq names its product metacaspase-3. The transcript is spliced from 5 exons. The coding region runs from base 153 to 2471 and encodes 772 amino acids. Gene Ontology annotation, biological process: proteolysis. Gene Ontology annotation, molecular function: DNA binding; cysteine-type endopeptidase activity. The record is from RefSeq and is a predicted model, not a curated record. NCBI's taxonomy places the organism in Eukaryota, Viridiplantae, Streptophyta, Magnoliopsida, Lamiales, Lamiaceae. Gene Ontology annotation, cellular component: cytoplasm.